Messenger RNA from Schizophyllum commune H4-8, 3816 nucleotides. Its product is annotated as Pkinase-domain-containing protein. NCBI's taxonomy places the organism in Eukaryota, Fungi, Basidiomycota, Agaricomycetes, Agaricales, Schizophyllaceae. Gene Ontology annotation, molecular function: ATP binding; tau-protein kinase activity; protein serine/threonine kinase activity. Gene Ontology annotation, cellular component: cytoplasm. The record is from RefSeq and is a predicted model, not a curated record. Bases 1 to 3816 code for a protein of 1271 amino acids. The transcript is spliced from 13 exons. Gene Ontology annotation, biological process: protein phosphorylation; microtubule cytoskeleton organization; intracellular signal transduction.
AUGCCCCCGCAGUCGGCCGCGGCGGCGGCGGAGGCCUCACCGGCACGACACGAAUCCCGCAGGGAGCGCAGGGAGGAGCGUCACGAACGACACGAACGAGAACGCGACAGGGACCGCGACCGCGAACGACAGCGCACCAAGAUCGUCGGCGACUAUACCCUCGGAAAGACCCUCGGCGCAGGCUCGAUGGGCAAGGUCAAGCUCGCGACGCACAAUCAGACGGGAGAGAGGCUCGCGAUCAAAAUUCUGCCCCGCGCGCAGGUAUCAGCAUCCGCGGAAGGUUCGAAAAAGGACAAGGACGCGAGCAAGGAAAUUCGCACUCUCCGCGAAGCCGGGCUCUCGCUACUUCUUCACCAUCCGUAUGUCUGCGGCAUGCGCGAACUCAUUGUCCAUGCACAUCAUUACUACAUGGUCUUCGAGUACGUCAAUGGUGGCCAGAUGCUCGACUACAUCAUCUCCCAUGGCCGUCUGCGUGAGCGCGUCGCCCGCAAGUUCGCCCGCCAGAUCGCCUCCGCCCUGGACUACUGUCACAAGAACAACGUCGUCCACCGCGACCUCAAGAUCGAAAAUAUCCUCAUCUCUACCUCGGGAAACAUCAAGAUCAUUGACUUUGGUCUCUCCAACCUUUACGACCCCACUGCUCACCUCGACACCUUCUGCGGCUCCCUCUAUUUCGCCGCACCCGAACUGCUCAAUGCCCGCGUUUACACUGGCCCGGAGGUUGACGUCUGGUCAUUCGGCGUUGUACUCUACGUGCUUGUCUGUGGAAAGGUGCCCUUUGACGACCAGUCGAUGCCCGCUUUACAUGCGAAGAUCAAGCGUGGUCUCGUAGAGUACCCAAUGUGGCUGUCAGCUGAAUGCAAACACUUGCUAUCGCGCAUGUUGGUCACCAAUCCCCAAGCCCGUGCGCCGCUCUCUGAAGUCAUCAAUCACCCCUGGAUGAUACGCGGCUUUUCUGGCCCACCCGAGCCGCACCUUGUACACCGCGAACCAUUGCGCGCUGCCGAUCUCGAGCGCGCUGUCAUUCACAGUAUGGUCGAGUGCCAGGUUGUCAGCGGCAUGGGUCUUGAGGGCGACGGCAAGUCUGUACCUACGUCCGACGAGCGUCAUACUGGUCCCGAUGACCCUCCGGCAACACCUGCGAAGCCUACCAACGACGAGGAGAAGAGACGGCGCGCUGAGGAUGAGCUCGAACGACGUCUGCGCGAAAUUCUCGAGAGCGAGAGCUACGCCCGCGCAGUGCGACACUGGCAAAAUAAGCGGUCAGGUGAGCUGUCGGACAAGCUGGAAUAUCGCGGCGCCUCCAACCGUAAACGGGAUGCGCUCGCAGUCAGCAGCUCCAGUUUGAUCACGCCUGCGUCACCAUCAAGUACGUCCCUCGACUCCAAGGACACGCCACGCAAGGCCAGCAGGCGGUUCUCCGGCUUUGACUUUUAUCGCAAGAAGUUCUUUGGUGCGACACCAGGGAACGGUGUGGAGGCGGAUGCGAACGGCGGCAUUUCAUCCUCGUCUCUGCUCGGUGGACGCGAACCCCCGGACCCGACAUACGGCUAUCACCCGCUUAUCUCUAUGUACUUCCUCGCUCGGGAGAAGCUAGAGCGCGAGCGCGUCUACGGGCCGGGCUACUUCGCCAGCAGCGCGCUCAGUCUGGCGCCAGAGGCUGCUCUCAACGGCGCUUCUGCAGCCGCUACCAACGGAAACACCCCCGCGCCUGUCAAUGGUGCCGCGGAGGUGGGCGAGGUCAGCGCAGGACGGCUCUCGGCGCCUCCUGCGGCCGAGGUUAAGGAGCACAAGGAGCGCGAGGCUGCACCUGCGCCACCUGCAAAGGCCGACUACAGUAUGCCUCUGCCGCGUUUACCUGCACCAGCGCCGGGCCACUAUUCGGGCAUGAGCUACGACAACGGUGCUCAGCCGAGCCCGACGAGUGCAACGUUCCACCCUGUGCCGCGUGCCCGCGAUCCGGGUUUGCCACCUCUGAACCCGGUUGCGAAGGAUUCGCCAGCAUCACCUCGGCCUUUGGAGAAGCUGCCCGCGACUCCAGACCGGGCUAAGACCAUUGGCGGUGACAAAGCCAAGACGGUCGCCGAACAACGUGUCAAGUCCGUGCGUGCACCCCCUGCGUCUACGCACAGGCGGAGUCACAGUCUCAGCCAAAGGCCAACCGUUCUUCGCGGAUGGGGCAGCGUCUUCGGUGGCGAUCGCGGCGACGAGCACGGCAUGCCCGCCAUCCCUGAGCCGCCGCGCACCGCAGGACCAGCCAUCUCGACGUUCUCCGAAGCUGCUGAGAAGCAGGAUGGCGAGAAGGAGAACGUCAGCGAGAUGGGUGUGCGCCAGCGGGAGCAGGAACGCCGCGACCAGCCCGAGCAUGGCGCACUCGGCACGGGUGCGACGUUGGUGCGCAGGUUUGGUAGCAUCCUGUACCGCGGCGAUGACAGGAAACCUGGCGACAAGCCCACGAAACGCGGCACAAUCCUUGGCGGUCUGCAUCUCUCGCCCAAGAGCACGCGGGAGGAGCGCGUCGAUGAGAAGAAUGGCGAGGGCAGUGAGGGCGAUCAGACGCCCACCGCUGACACGCGCUCGCAUACCCCUGCUUUCGAGCCGCCACCGCGCCCGGCGAGCGCUGCGCCACCAUCGUCACCGUCACCUGCGCCGAAGUCGCCGACUGUAGGUCAUCGGCGGGCUGCGACCUUGCUCGACUCAAGGAGACAUGAGCGCAGGAGUUCGACCGGCGGUGCCCUCCUUGCGAGCGUGUCCACGGGUGGUACUUUCGGCCGGAGACCCAGGCGGCCGUCCACAGGACAGCAGGCUGGCCGUCCGUCGACAUCCUCGGUCAAGCGCCCUGUCGACCAGCUCUUUGAGCACGAAGAAGAGACGGGUGAGCCGAAGGAUGAUGAUGGUGCACAUACCGACGUAACCAGCGCUGGUGAGGAGGAUGAGCGGUCCGAGCGCGAGGCAAAGCCGGUGUUCUUGAAGGGCCUCUUCAGUGUGGCUACGACAUCCACGAAGCCGCCCGCGGUCAUUAAGGCGGACAUCCGUCGGGUGCUCGAGCGCAUGCAAGUGCAGUACCGCGAGACUAAGACCGGCUUCGAAUGCUUGCACAUGCCCAGUAUCGAUCUCGCGAGCGUCGACCCCGCUGCUCACGCGCGGGAGACGUCUGACAGCACCCGCCGAUCGGACACCCCCGACGCGCACGCCACACCGAGGCAGUCGAUCGUCAAGAAGGCCAGCAAGUUGUCCUUCGUCCGUCGUGGGGAGAAGGGCAAGGAGCGCGAGCGGGAAUCACUACGCGACCACGACUCGAUCAAAGAGCGUCCGUCUGGCGAGCAGAAGCAAGAGGGUCGGGCGUCGAAUGCUACGAACCUCGGGCCUACGCCAAGCAGUGGCUCGUCCAGUUUCUUCGGCGCCAGCACGGCGUUCAGCGGCAGCAACACGGGCGUAUCGACGACUGGAACGGCUACCGAGACUGCUCAACCCACGCACCCGUCUGAUGGUCUGACUGUCGACACGGCUGCGUCUCAGCGGUCACAUUCGCCGCGCGGCAAGGUCCUUCCGCCAAUACCGCGCGACUUCGCGACGCGGGCGGAGAGCACGCGCACGACGUCGCCCAUGCCGCCCCAAAGCCCCUUCCCUACGGGCGGGCUGGACAAGGAUAUGUUCGACAGCAUGGGCAGCAACACGUUGAGCGUUCGCUUCGAGAUCACCAUCGUUAAGGUGCCGUGGUUGCCUCUGCACGGGAUCCAGUUCCGUCGGAUCGGCGGCGAUGGCUGGCAGUACCAGAUGCUCGCGCGGCGUGUGCUGACGGAGCUCAAGUUGUGA